ACGUUUUGAUUAAUAACGGGCUUGAAUGGUGUAAUUGAAACGAUAUGAGAGGGAGACGCUGAGAUAAUAGAUGUCGGAAGACACGGAAAUAAACAUAAUAGACGUCAGAGACGAAAAAACAUUCACUGAUUUUAAUGAGUUCAAGUACGUUUGAUCAAAGUCAGAGAACCGGCGAGCCUUUCUUAGAAGAUGAUACAGUCUGACGAAAUGCUUAUUCCUCGAAUAUUCUAUUUUACGAAACUAUGGACUUGAAAUACAUUCUGCGGACUAAUUGAUUGGAGUUGAAUUGUUUGAGGUUGUUGAGUCGCAAUGACAAAAGCGACAGUCGCUGAAAAAUCAGUCGCUAAGAGGGUUCCUUAGGGUCCCCCGAAUAGACGUUUCUUCAAAUGUUUUGGCAUUGCAUACAACUACUCCUACAACAGGAAAAAACUACCGAUUUUUUUGGGAUAAACUUUGAGUUGAUGCGAAAGCUGGUGUAGCGUGAAAUGCAGUCAAUUGGCACGAAUUAAGACGCAAUUAAACGGCUUCGCGCAGACAGCUGGACGCUUUUCCAAGUUAUUUCUCAAAGGACGCGCGGAAGGGAAGAAAUUGAAGGGGAAAAAGAAAUUCACUAAUGAGGAAUUGAACAUCAGCGAGGAGUCAUAUAUUACAGAAAUAAAAUAUGGAAUUCACGAGUGUCUCGAUAUCCUUCGUCGAAGGGAUCUCGAAUCAGGUUUGUGGUGCAUCUGGAAUAAAAAUUAGUGACACGUGGAUUUUGACAAGUGGACUCCUAUACACAAGAGGCCCACACAAAGAUGACGAUAUCCUGCAGUUCAUUCGUAGUUUAAAGCCAGGAGUUCUAACAUGCAUCCCUCUCCCCCCCAAAAAAUCUCAUCUUAGAGUUUGCGUGACGUCAAGGAGGGGUCCAAGGUCGUUGGGGUUGAAUGAGACGUCAGUGGAAGAUUGUAAAAUCAGUGAGACGUAUGGAAUAAUUAGCGGCGCCUGGCGAUGUCCUCUCCUCUCUGACACACUCGAGAAUUUAUUCCACGAUUGGAGUUUCGAAGAGGAUUCCAAGAAAACAGACAAAGACCUGUUGACGAUAUUUUUAAUCGUCCGUUUGAAUGAUGAAGAAGAGGAAUUCACUGGAGUCCAGAUGGUGAAAAGUGCAGAAGAGUCUCUGAAUCAUUUGUUGGGUAUGUGUCAGCCCCUCGAGACUCCUGGAAGAGGAGUCCACAUGUUGAUUGAAUCAACGCCGUUUGGAAAUCCCGUGUUCAUUGAUUCAGUCGCUCGUGGAAUAGUCAGCAAUGUCCUGGGUACACAUGAUUGUGUCAUGCUGACAGACGCCAAUGCAGUUCCUGGAUGCGAGGGUGGUCCAGUGUACGCUAUGACACCGAACGGAAGAAGACUCUUAUGUGGGAUGGUGAUUGCUCCCCUGAGCUGGUGCCGGGGCGAGUGGGUGGGUUAUACACAUGUUGCGCGUCUCGUUCCCUGCCUGAUGAAGCUACUCAGGAAGCACGAGAGCAUCGAAAAUUGUGUUACGGGUUAUGGCGAUAUCAGUCUCACGGAGCUGUUGGAUAAAAGUGUGGUACUCGUGCGAUGUGGAUCCGAGUGGGGCAGUGGAAUAGUCCUAGAUCGUGAUACUGGUACCAUUCUCACUUGUUCCCAUGUUGUUAACGAGGCGCCUGAAAGACGCAUAAGGGUUGUCCUCCCUACUAACGAUAAUCGAGAAUCUUCAUCCUCAAUAUCGGCUGCGUGGGCGACACUUGUAUAUCGUACACCACGAGGACAGCCAUAUGACGUUGCUGUUUUGAGUGUUGACACACUAGUGAUGGACCCCACGCUGAGGGCCCUUAAGAUAGCUGAUGAAGGGGCAGAAAAUGGUGAAAUUGUAGUUAGCGCUGGAUUUCCAUUUUUCAAUUCGACUCUUCCAACGAUAACACGUGGAAAUAUUUCGAGGGUAUCGACAUGCAUGCUACAGACCACAUGUUGUGUUCAAAGUGGUGCCAGCGGUGGGCCAAUUGUCCGAUCAACAACUGGUGAAUUACUGGGAAUGGUUGUGUGCAAUAUUAUAACAUCUAGGACUCUCUAUCCUAAGCUAAAUAUGGCUGUGCCAAUGGCAGCUAUCAAGGAAUCAAUUAUUGAUUACAUAAAGACAGGAUGUGGCGAUGUGUUGUCAGCUCUGACCAAUCAGGAUGCUAAUGUUCGUGACGCCUGGAAUUUCCAUCUCCCUUCGAAAAUAUGAGGCACAUUACAAUAUUUUUCCGAUAAUUAAGUGGAUAAAAACAAGUGUCUUGUGUUAAACUGAAAAUAGACAAUCAUGCAAACAGUCCAA
Messenger RNA from Diachasmimorpha longicaudata, 2311 nucleotides. Its product is annotated as peroxisomal leader peptide-processing protease. NCBI's taxonomy places the organism in Eukaryota, Metazoa, Arthropoda, Insecta, Hymenoptera, Braconidae. Gene Ontology annotation, biological process: regulation of fatty acid beta-oxidation; protein processing. Gene Ontology annotation, molecular function: serine-type endopeptidase activity. The transcript has 8 exons. The record is from RefSeq and is a predicted model, not a curated record. Gene Ontology annotation, cellular component: peroxisome. The coding region runs from base 662 to 2221 and encodes 519 amino acids.